ACCACCACUCGCAGCUCGCACUCGACCCCAGAAGUGCAGCGACUUCGCCUCGGACCUCUCUCUUCUCUUCUCUCUCUGCGGUCUCGUGUUCUAACGGAGUUUUCGUCGCCUGGUGGUGUUUUGUUUCCCUCCCGCGGAUCCAGGAUGGUGAAGGUGUCGUUCAACUCGGCUCUGGCCCAGAAGGACGUGAAGAAGGACGUGGAGAGUCUUCUCCCCGACGAGGACGAGGACAAAAAUGAGGAGGUGGUCGCCCCGGUGCGUCCCACGGCCUGGUGCUGGUGCAUGUGUCUGGGUCUGGCCCUCAUGCUGUCCGGCGUGGUGGUGGGAGGAGUCUACCUGUACCGCUUCUACAACCCGGAGGUGAGCAGCCGGACCUGGCAAGGGUGGGAGAGCAGCUCCUACGACAGUGAGGACAGUCCAGUGUUUGUGUGCGGGGUGCACUACCGCGAGCAGGACUACAUGAUCCGGGAUGAAGAGGAGCUUAACGUGGAGCUGCCAAGUCCAUUCCUCCUGCGGCAGCUGAAGGAGCGGAUCCAGAUCCUGGAGAAGGAGCAGGUGGAGCUCAUCAGCGUCCCUGUGCCCGAGUUCGUGGACGGAGACCCGGCGGACAUCGUCCACGACUUUGACAGGCGGUUGACCGCCUACCUGGAUCUGAGUCUGAACAAGUGCUACGUCAUCCCGCUCAACACCUCCAUCGUCAUGCCGCCCAAGGACUUAAUGGACCUGCUCGUCAACGUCAAGGCCGGCACAUACCUGCCCCAGUCCUACCUGGUCCAUGAGGAGAUGAUCGUGACGGAGCGCCUGGAGCACGUCGACCAGCUCGGCUUCUUCAUCUACAACCUGUGCCGCGGCAAAGACACCUACAAGCUGCAGCGCAGAGACAGGAUUCUGGGAAUGCAGAAGCGUGAGGCUCUCAACUGCCACAAGAUCCGUCACUUUGAGAGCUCGUUCGUGGUGGAGACGCUGAUCUGUGAGCAGUAAAGACGCCCGGGCGCCUCACAACUGCCCCUAUAAAGUCACUGGUGUGUAGCGAGGUUGUGUUUCUGAAUCCUCACCUGUCCCUUUUGUUAUGUUCUUUCCUUUACUUCAGGUAGCUUGAGUGAGUGAGAGGAGUGAAAUGUGAAGCUGUUCAUUGAUUGUUGAAAUUUAAAAAAAAAAAAGGGGGGAAAGACGUGUAUUUUUCCAUUUUUCUGAUAUUGGGGGGCAUUAUCUUUACAAGAUGAGUGUAAAACAGUAAAUUAUUAUAAUCAAACAUGAACGUGGGUUAAUUUACAGUUUGCCUUUUUCUUUCUGUCCAAAUGAAAUUUUAAAAUAAAGGGCAUCUUUUUGUACACCUCAUCCAGGUCUUUGAAAUGGAUUAGUCCAGUUUUGUUUUUGUUUUGUAUUCUUCUGCUGUAGCAAUUAUUAUUAAUACACUGCACCUGUUUUUUCUUACCUGGAAAAUGAAACGUGAGCGUCGCUCACAGGAAACACACGCUUAAAUCCCUUUUUCAACAGAGUUCUGUUUCUUUUCUUUUUUUGAAUGUAUAAUUCUUUGGGAUAACUCUUCUUGUUGUACUAAUUUGUGUAUAUAAUCUCUUUGAAGAUGUGACCAGACCAACACAAUAAAAAAUAAAAAAACAGGAAAAAAAA
Messenger RNA from Scophthalmus maximus (turbot), 1632 nucleotides. It is a transcript of the gene itm2ba, whose product is annotated as integral membrane protein 2Ba. Gene Ontology annotation, biological process: negative regulation of amyloid precursor protein biosynthetic process. The transcript has 7 exons. Gene Ontology annotation, cellular component: Golgi apparatus; plasma membrane; extracellular exosome. Gene Ontology annotation, molecular function: amyloid-beta binding. The coding region runs from base 145 to 981 and encodes 278 amino acids. The record is from RefSeq and is a predicted model, not a curated record. NCBI's taxonomy places the organism in Eukaryota, Metazoa, Chordata, Actinopteri, Pleuronectiformes, Scophthalmidae.